Rubroshorea leprosula is the source of this 1483-nucleotide messenger RNA. Lineage: Eukaryota; Viridiplantae; Streptophyta; Magnoliopsida; Malvales; Dipterocarpaceae. The record is from the annotation of a GenBank genome assembly.
GACGGGGAAACCGAGGGGAGUGACGAGUUAGAAGGGUAGCCAUUUCGAGAUUGGUAUAGAUUUAGAAAUAAAUCAUGCUCUUGCAAGCUAGAGUGUAUUUAGAGAUUUUAUGAUAUCAGAGCAGAUGGUAAAAUUUUAUCUUGAAAUUUUGUGGUAUCAGAUUGUGAUUUGAAUAAGUUCCGAGCCUUGUGCACUUGUGGGACCCGUCUCACGAGUGCACGGCGUCUGUCGCGUCCCCGGAUUUGGGUUCUGGGGCGUGACAAGAGCACAACCCUUAAAGGGUUUGAUGUCUAUCUUCUUGGUUCCAGCUCGUCGCUCUCAGCUUCUUGGUUCCAGGUCGUCGCUCUUAGCUUCUUGGUUCCAGGUUGUCGCUCUUAGCUUCCUGGUUCUAGGUCAUCGCUCUCAACUUCCUGGUUCUAGGUCGUCGUUCUCAGCUUUCUUAGUUUCCCGGUUCCAGGUCAUCAAUCUGACCUUCCUGGUUCCAGGUCAUCACUCUCAGCUUACAGGUUGGAAAUCUCAAAUCAAGGUUUCCAAGCCAUAUUCCUCAGGAAUAAAUCAGACCCCUCUACAACCUAUAAAAUCAAAUGGACAAGUCGAGUUUGCCAAUAAAAUUGUCUUGCGAGGCCUCAAGACGCGUGUUUUAGUUGCACAUUCUAAUUGGGUUGACGAGCUCAAUAAAGUGCUUUGGUCAUGUGGCACUACACCCAGCUUGGCCUCAGGCGAAACCCCAUUCAGCCUUGCCUAUGGAGCUGAGGCCGUCAUCCCUGUAGAGGUCGGAUUGCCAUCUGAUAGAGCAAGUUGGCACAACGAUCUUAACAAUGAGCAACUUUUAAGAGAGAACCUAGACCUUGUGGAAGAGGUCAGGGAGAUGUCUCAGAUAAGAAACAUGGCGCAUCAAAGUGGUGUCACUAAUGCUUACUCGCAUAUGGGGAAACUUGCACCGAACUGGGAAGAGGUUGAGCUUGAAGUGCCGAGCUCAACCACGAACUACAGAGAGUUCAAACACUUACAACCGAGGUCGGCCAUGAGCUUCAGAGGUCGAGCACGAAGUGCAGAGCUCAAACAUGAGCUGCUAAGGUCAAACACGAGCUGCAGAGCUCAAACACUUGCUGCCGAGAGCUCAAACACUUGCUGCCAAGGCCAGGCACGAAGUGCAGAACUUGAACACGAGCGCCUUCGCUAUCUGCAUGCCUUCGCCCUGCUACAGAAAAUCCCUUAUGACUUCGGUCAUUGCUUAUUACCUCGACUUCGACCCACAGUGACCCAGCAUCACACGUUUCACUUCGGCUCCGGCCACAGUGACCCAACGUCACACGUUACACUUUGGCUCCGACCACAGUUACCCAGUGUCACAUGCUUUACUUCGGCUCCGGCCAUAGUGACCCAGCGUCACACGUUUCACUUCGGCUUAGGCCACAGUGACCUAGGGUCACAUGCUUUACUUCGGCUUCAGCCACAGUGACCCAGCGUCACACGUUUCACU